AUGAGUGACGACGACGGCUUAUUGCUAAACUUUGCGGUACCAGACUCAAGUAAUAACAGUACUGCACCAGCCACCAAAUCCCUCAAAAUAAAAGGCGGUCGAUGGAAAGAUCGUAGGAAGUUGCAAUUAUCGCUACAAGGAAGAACCAAGGAGAAAAAAGUCAGGGGUGUCAACAGCGUAGAGAUUACUAAACCACGAUUACAAAAACGAAAACUGGAUGGAGAUACAGAGCUGAAAAUUAAAGAAUCUGCACCUAGUGAGUUCAAGAGGGCAAAAUUUUCCGAAACAAAGGGACAAUCGGGUGGAAAGAAUAACUCAUACGUGUCAUCGUUAUUCACCAAUAAUGAAACUGCAUUACAAGCCACAACUGAAGCAAAACCCGAGGAGAAGGAAGUAACGUAUUUGCCAUCGAAUGCCCCUAUCAAAGGUGCAACUACAUUCACCGGACUUGGUAUCAACGAAAAACUAUCAACGCAUCUUACUGAUCAUCAGCGUUUCAAGUACCCAACAAAGAUUCAAAAGCUAGUAAUACCUAACCUUUUAACCACACAGCGCGACUUAUUUGUGAAGGCACAGACGGGAUCUGGUAAAACAAUGGCUUUCAUAUUACCCAUAUUUCAUAAAUUAAUGAUGGAAAAUAAGCGCAAAAUCACCAGAGAUUCGGGGGUGUUUGCAAUUAUCUUGACUCCCACGAGGGAGCUUGCUAAUCAAAUUUACUCAGUCUUGGAAAGCUUGACCCGAUGCUAUCAUACUUUGGUACCUGGAAUUGUUAUUGGGGGAGAAAAGAAGAAAAGUGAAAAAGCUCGAUUGAGGAAAGGAGUCAACAUCUUGGUGGCCACACCAGGUCGACUAGCCGAUCACUUGGAGAACACAAAGUCGUUGGAUAUCAGUCAGUUGCGGUAUUUGGUUCUUGAUGAAGGUGAUAAAUUGGUGGAAUUGGGGUUUGAAGAGACUAUUUCCAAGAUUACGAGAAUUAUUGAUCUGUGCUCGAAAAUUGCCGAAACUGUUGAUGAAUGGCAAGGAUUGCCUACAAGAAGGAUAAAUAUGUUGUGUUCUGCUACAUUGCAAAACAAUGUAAAACAAUUGGGAAGCAUAAUAUUACAAGACCCUGAGAUGAUUUCUGUGGAUAGAGAGGUAGAGGGAACCAUCUUAUUUGAUGAUGAUGAUGACAACAACGUUGAUGGAGAGGUCACGGGUAACUCACAUGACCAUGAAUCAUUUGCACCAGACCAGUUGAUUCAAGAUGUUUUGAUUGUACCGCCUAAGUUGAGAUUAGUAACUCUCGAUGCGUGCCUUGUUAACAUUGCCAAUAAAAUUGAACAGAAUAAUGCACCAUCUAGAAGCAUGGUUUUCUAUUCGUGUUCCGAUUCUGUCAAUUAUCACUAUGACGUGUUUACAAGAGAUGGGAAAAAGCUCAAGAAAGUGAAGGACAAUGAAACUGGAGAAGUCAAAACUGUAUUGGUUUCACCUGAGGAUAGUGCUGAUGAAAACGAUGCUGAUGAUUCUGAGUUGACAGCGCCGAUAAUUCACAGCAAUACUAUGGUUUACAAACUCCACGGAUCGUUAUCCCAACAAACAAGAACUACUAUCUUGCAGCAAUUUAUAAAAGAUGAUGCGAGGUUCCCCCACAAGGUCCUCUUCUGUACUGAUGUGGCAUCAAGAGGAUUAGAUUUGCCAAACAUUGCAAAUGUCAUUGAAUACGAUGCUCCGUUCACGAUUGAUGAUCAUUUGCAUCGAAUUGGAAGAUCGGCAAGAGUGGGUAACAAAGGUGAAGCUGCAUUAUUCUUGUUGCCUGGUUUGGAAGAAGGUUAUAUUGACGCUAAAUUAAAAGUGGUGCAUCCACGUGAAGCAAACUUGCACAUUGUCAAUUACGAAAAAAUUUUACAAGAAGCAUUUGCAGAAAAGAACACGACUAGUAAGAAUAAACAUGAUAAGCUCGGUAACUGGGAUAUUCAUGCCACUACAUGGCAUUUGGAAAUAGAGAGGUGGCUCUUGGAGGAUUCAGCUGCAUUAUCCAAGGCAAGCCUUGCAUUCACAUCACAUAUUAGAGCAUACGCUACCCAUUUAUCGCUGGAGCGUAACUUUUUCAACGUUAAGCUAUUGCAUUUGGGCCACUUGGCGAAAAGCUUUGGUUUGAGAGAAACCCCAAAGAAUUUGGGUAAGAAGUCGGGAAAGAAUAGUGAUAAACACCUUGAUGGUAUUGAUGGCCAGUCAAAGAAGAUGAAAAAGGAGGAUCCGAGAAAGAAGAUGUUGAGAAUGGCAAAAUUGGCAGUCAAGUCUAGCAAUGAGUUUAACUACUGA
Lodderomyces margitis is the source of this 2301-nucleotide messenger RNA. It is a transcript of the gene DBP7, whose product is annotated as putative ATP-dependent RNA helicase. Gene Ontology annotation, molecular function: nucleic acid binding; ATP binding. The record is from RefSeq and is a predicted model, not a curated record. Gene Ontology annotation, cellular component: nucleus. Gene Ontology annotation, biological process: ribosome biogenesis. Lineage: Eukaryota; Fungi; Ascomycota; Pichiomycetes; Serinales; Debaryomycetaceae. The coding region runs from base 1 to 2301 and encodes 766 amino acids. The transcript has a single exon.